AUGGCGUCUCCCCAGCAGAUUGCGGAGCUGAGUCGCAAGAUUUUCCAGCGUCUACCGCAGCGCAACAUCCCGUCGGGCAACAAGGUUAUCAGCAAGCAGCUUAAGGGUGACAAGGUGGCCUCGUGGUUCAACAAGCCGCUGCAGCUACGUCUCGGCGGUGACGACCCCAACUUUGAGAUUCUGAACGAGGAGCGCUUAGGCAAGCUUGACCAGAUGAAGCGGCGGGGCAAGUCCAUCCCCAAGAAGGGAGCAGGCAAGCGCUCGAAGAAGUAG
Messenger RNA from Phytophthora infestans T30-4, 273 nucleotides. RefSeq lists its product as uncharacterized. The transcript has a single exon. The coding region runs from base 1 to 273 and encodes 90 amino acids. The record is from RefSeq and is a predicted model, not a curated record. Lineage: Eukaryota; Oomycota; Peronosporomycetes; Peronosporales; Peronosporaceae.